This is a messenger RNA of Amborella trichopoda, 632 nucleotides long. RefSeq lists its product as hypothetical. The record is from RefSeq and is a predicted model, not a curated record. Lineage: Eukaryota; Viridiplantae; Streptophyta; Magnoliopsida; Amborellales; Amborellaceae.
GCAAUUGCUUCAGAGCAAACCUCUCAAUAUACGCCAAACCCGCUCCUCUCCAAUCAGAAACAUAGAGAGAGAAGCAAAACCCCUUGCUUUCCUGCUCUUCUAAUGGCGAUACACCCCUCGAUUGUUAUACAACAGCAAGAAAGGAAAGCUGGUUUUAAAGAGCAAGAAAAGCUGAAGCCAUUGGCAGAGAAUGAGAUGGCAGCUGCGAAACAACUUGUUCAGCUUAGUGACGAUGGGGAAUCAGAGAAGAUUAGGUUGGAUUUGAAUGCUUCGCCUUCUCAUUCUCCUUCUUCUUCUUCUUAUUCAGCAGACGGCAGCAGCGGAACAGUGGUUGAGGAGAAGAAUCCUUCUGCGAUUUCGAAGCCGAAGAGGCGGUUCAGGUCCCUCAGUUCUAUAUACAGGCAGACGAGGCCUAUUGAUGACCAGGCCAUGAGGAAGAGAUUCAAGUGUCGAGAACAGUAGCCAUCUCUCUCUCCAUUACCAGAGGCUUUCUCGCUCUAUGUACUGAUCUGAUAGGAAGUUUUUGAAAGCAAAAGUAGCAAUUUGAAUUUGAAAAUAACUGAAAUCUUAACAAAGAGAAUGAGGUGUGCAAUGAAUUGAUGCAAACAUGCGGAUUUGAAGCUUGGAUGAUG